Molecule: messenger RNA, 4729 nt
Organism: Neomonachus schauinslandi (Hawaiian monk seal)
Lineage: Eukaryota; Metazoa; Chordata; Mammalia; Carnivora; Phocidae
Gene: BAZ1B
Product: bromodomain adjacent to zinc finger domain 1B
Exons: 20
Coding region: 245-4693 (1482 amino acids)
Biological process (GO): chromatin remodeling
Cellular component (GO): WICH complex
Molecular function (GO): histone H2AXY142 kinase activity; protein binding
Source: RefSeq, a predicted model, not a curated record
UUGGGCCGGAGGCUGCCGGGCGGCGCGGCGGUGUACGUGGGAGUUCCGUGUCCUUGCGUCCCGUUGCAUGGCCCUCGCGCGGCCGCGCCAGCACUGAGGGAGCCGACUUCGCGCCGCCCUCUCACCCCUCCCCUCCCCCACCCCACCCCCGGGAGCCAGGCGCUCGCUCCGGGCCGCGGGGCCUAGUGUUGCGCCGCGGGCUCUCCGAGGAGCUGCCACCUUCCAGGCCGCUGCCACCUCCGCGAUGGCGCCGCUGCUGGGCCGCAAGCCCUUCCCGCUGGUAAAGCCGCUUCCCGGCGAGGAGCCGCUCUUCACCAUCGCGCACACUCAGGAGGCCUUCCGCACCCGGGAAGAGUACGAGGCCCGCCUGGAAAGGUACAGUGAGCGCAUUUGGACAUGUAAGAGUACUGGAAGCAGUCAACUAACACACAAGGAGGCCUGGGAGGAGGAACAGGAAGUUGCUGAACUUUUGAAGGAGGAGUUCCCUGCCUGGUACGAGAAACUUGUUCUGGAAAUGGUUCACCAUAACACAGCCUCUUUAGAGAAAUUAGUAGAUACUGCUUGGUUGGAGAUUAUGACCAAAUACGCUGUGGGAGAAGAGUGUGAUUUUGAGGUUGGGAAGGAAAAAAUGCUCAAGGUGAGGAUUGUGAAGAUUCAUCCUUUGGAGAAAGUAGAUGAAGAGGCCACUGAGAAGAAAUCAGAUGGUGCCUGUGAUUCUCCCUCAAGCGACAAAGAGAAUUCUAGCCAAAUUGCUCAGGAUCAUCAGAAGAAGGAGGCAAUUGUAAAAGAGGAUGAAGGAAGGAGAGAGAGUAUUAGUGACAGAGCACGUAGAUCUCCACGAAAACUCCCUACUUCAUUAAAAAAGGGAGAAAGGAAAUGGGCUCCACCAAAAUUUCUGCCUCACAAAUAUGACGUGAAAUUACAAAAUGAAGAUAAGAUCAUCAGUAAUGUGCCAGCAGACAGCUUAAUUCGUACAGAACGCCCACCAAAUAAGGAGAUACUUCGAUACUUUAUACGGCAUAAUGCGUUACGGGCUGGUACUGGUGAAAAUGCACCAUGGGUGGUAGAAGAUGAAUUGGUGAAGAAAUAUUCCCUCCCUAGCAAGUUCAGUGACUUUUUACUUGAUCCAUACAAGUACAUGACUCUCAACCCUUCUACUAAGAGGAAGAAUACUGGAUCCCCAGACAGGAAGCCCUCAAAAAAAUCCAAGACAGACAACUCUUCUCUCAGUUCACCACUAAACCCCAAGUUAUGGUGUCAUGUACACUUGAAGAAAUCCUUGAAUGGCUCGCCACUCAAAGUGAAGAACUCUAAAAAUUCCAAAUCUCCAGAAGAACAUUUGGAAGAAGUGAUGAAGAUGAUGUCACCCAACAAGCUACAUGCUAACUUUCACAUUCCUAAGAAGGGCCCACCUGCCAAGAAAUCGGGGAAGCACAGUGAUAAACCUUUGAAAGCGAAGGGCAGAAGCAAAGGCAUCCUUAAUGGACAGAAAUCUACAGGUAAUUCCAAAUCUCCCAAAAAGGGCCUGAAGACUCCUAAAACCAAAAUGAAGCAGAUGACUUUGUUGGAUAUGGCCAAAGGCACUCAGAAGAUGACACGAGCCCCACGGAACUCUGGGGGUACAGCCAGGUCCUCUAGUAAACCCCACAAACAUCUGCCUCCUGCUGCCCUACACCUUAUAGCCUACUACAAAGAAAACAAAGACAGGGAGGACAAGAAGAGUGCCCUGUCCUGUGUUAUCUCCAAAACAGCUCGUCUUCUCUCUAGUGAAGAUAGAGCUCGUCUCCCAGAAGAGCUGCGAAGUAUUGUUCAAAAACGCUUUGAGCUUCUAGAGCACAAAAAGCGGUGGGCCUCUAUGUCUGAAGAGCAGCGCAAAGAAUAUUUGAAAAAGAAACGAGAGGAGCUGAAAGAAAAGUUGAAGGAGAAAGCCAAGGAGCGGAGAGAGAAAGAAAUGCUUGAGAAACUAGAAAAACAGAAGAGGUACGAGGACCAAGAGUUAACCGGCAAAAGCCUUCCAGCAUUUAGAUUGGUGGAUACCCCUGAAGGGCUGCCCAACACACUCUUUGGGGAUGUGGCCAUGGUGGUGGAGUUCUUGAGCUGUUACUCGGGGCUACUCUUACCAGAUGCUCAGUAUCCCAUUACUGCUGUGUCUCUCAUGGAAGCCUUGAGUGCAGAAAAAGGCGGCUUUUUAUACCUGAAUAGAGUGUUGGUCAUCCUCUUACAGACCUUAUUACAGGACGAAAUAGCGGAAGACUAUGGUGAAUUGGGAAUGAAGCUGUCAGAAAUCCCGCUGACUCUCCAUUCUGUUUCAGAGCUGGUGCGGCUCUGCUUGCGCAGAUCUGACGUUCAGGAAGAAAGUGAGGGCUCCGAUGCAGAUGACAAUAAAGAUUCAGCACCAUUUGAGGACAAUGAGGUACAAGAUGAGUUCCUAGAGAAGCUGGAGACCUCAGAGUUUUUUGAAUUAACAUCAGAAGAGAAGCUCCAGAUCCUUACUGCACUCUGUCACCGCAUCCUCAUGACGUACUCUGUGCAGGACCACAUGGAAACCAGACAGCAGAUGUCUGCAGAGCUGUGGAAAGAACGGCUUGCUGUACUGAAGGAAGAGAAUGAUAAGAAGAGAGCAGAGAAACAAAAGAGGAAAGAAAUGGAAGCCAGAAACAAGGAAAAUGGAAAAGAGGAGAAUGGGCUAGGCAAACCUGAUAGGAAAAAAGAGGUGGUGAAGUUUGAGCCCCAGGUAGACCUGGGAGCCGAAGACAUGAUCAGUGCCGUGAAGAGCAGGCGGCUGCUCGCCAUCCAGGCCAAAAAGGAGCGUGAAAUCCAGGAGAGAGAGAUGAAAGUGAAACUAGAACGUGAAGCUGAAGAAGAACGAAUACGAAAGCACAAAGCAGCUGCUGAGAAGGCUUUCCAGGAAGGAAUUGCCAAGGCCAAGCUAGUCAUGCGUAGGACUCCUAUUGGUACAGAUCGAAACCAUAACAGGUACUGGCUCUUCUCAGAUGAAGUUCCAGGAUUGUUCAUUGAAAAAGGCUGGGUACAUGACAGCAUCGACUAUCGAUUCAAUCACCGCAAAGACCGUGCAGACUCUCCUGAUGAGGAUUACUGUCCCCGUAGUAAGAAAGCAAACCUAGGCAAAAAUGCAAGCAUGAACACACAACCUGGACUAGCAACAGAAGUUGCUGUGGAGACCACCAUACCCAAACAAGGCCAGAAUCUAUGGUUUUUAUGUGAUAGUCAGAAGGAACUGGAUGAGUUGCUAAACUGCCUUCACCCUCAGGGAAUAAGAGAAAGUCAACUUAAAGAGAGACUCGAGAAGAGGUACCAGGACAUCAUUCAUUCUAUUCAUCUGGCCCGGAAGCCUAAUUUGGGUCUAAAAUCCUGUGAUGGCAACCAGGAGCUUUUAAACUUUCUUCGCAGUGAUCUCAUUGAAGUUGCAACAAGGUUACAAAAGGGGGGACUUGGUUAUGUGGAAGAAACAUCGGAAUUUGAAGCUCGGGUGAUCUCAUUAGAGAAACUGAAGGAUUUUGGUGAGUGUGUUAUUGCCCUACAAGCCAGUGUCAUAAAGAAGUUUCUCCAAGGCUUCAUGGCUCCCAAGCAAAAGAGAAGAAAACUCCAAAGUGAAGAUUCAGCAAAGACGGAAGAGGUGGACGAAGAGAAGAAACUGGCAGAGGAAGCAAAGGUUGCAUCUGCUCUGGAAAAAUGGAAGACAGCAAUCCGUGAAGCUCAGACUUUUUCCAGAAUGCAUGUUCUACUUGGGAUGCUUGAUGCCUGUAUCAAGUGGGAUAUGUCAGCAGAAAAUGCUCGAUGCAAAGUUUGUCGAAAGAAAGGUGAGGAUGACAAACUGAUCUUGUGUGAUGAAUGUAAUAAAGCCUUCCACCUGUUCUGUCUGAGGCCAGCCCUCUACGAGGUCCCAGACGGCGAGUGGCAGUGCCCUGCUUGCCAGCCUGCGACCGCCAGGCGCAACUCCCGUGGCAGAAAUUACACCGAAGAGUCUGCCUCUGAGGACAGUGAAGAUGAUGAGAGUGAUGAAGAGGAGGAGGAGGAGGAGGAAGAAGAGGAGGAGGAGGAUUAUGAGGUGGCUGGUCUGCGAUUGAGACCUCGAAAGACCGUCCGGGGCAAGCAGGGUGUCAUCCCCGCUGCGGCGAGGCCAGGCCGCCGGCCAGGUAAGAAGCCGCAUCCCACCAGGAAGUCUCGGCCGAAGGCGCCACCUGUGGACGACGCAGAGGUUGAAGAGCUGGUACUUCAGACCAAGCGGAGCUCCCGGAGGCAGAGCCUCGAGUUGCAGAAGUGUGAAGAGAUCCUCCACAAGAUUGUGAAGUACCGCUUCAGCUGGCCCUUCAGGGAGCCCGUGACCAGAGAUGAGGCUGAGGAUUACUAUGACAUCAUCACCCACCCCAUGGACUUCCAGACAAUGCAGAACAAAUGUUCCUGUGGGAGCUACCGCUCUGUGCAGGAGUUUCUUACUGACAUGAAGCAAGUGUUUACCAAUGCUGAGCUUUACAACUGCCGAGGCAGCCAUGUGCUGAACUGCACGGUGAAGACAGAACAGUGUCUGGUGGCUCUGUUGCAUAAACACCUUCCUGGCCACCCGUAUGUCCGCAGGAAACGCAAGAAGUUUCCCGAUCGGCUUGCUGAAGAUGAAGGGGACAGUGAGUCAGAGCCCGUUGGACAGUCGAGGGGACGAAGGCAGAAGAAAUAGAGAGGCAGGGCCCUGGUGAUGGUAGCAGUGAGGGCC